Molecule: messenger RNA, 3015 nt
Organism: Sphaerodactylus townsendi
Lineage: Eukaryota; Metazoa; Chordata; Lepidosauria; Squamata; Sphaerodactylidae
Gene: SPARCL1
Product: SPARC like 1
Exons: 12
Coding region: 169-2454 (761 amino acids)
Biological process (GO): anatomical structure development
Molecular function (GO): protein binding; extracellular matrix binding; collagen binding
Source: RefSeq, a predicted model, not a curated record
AGGAGAAAAGGGUUUAAAAAGCUGGGCUUGGGAGUCUGUCAAACUUUCCUUCUCUGGCAGUUCCUGCAAGAAAAAGAUCAGCGAUGAGUUUGGACUCGGACGUUCUGUAAGUCGCAUUGCUCAGGCAUAUCUUCCAGACUCAGACAAAUAAAUCCAGGCCCAAUCAGAAUGAAGACUGUGAUCUUCUUCCUUUAUUUCAUGGGGUCAACAGUUGCCAUCCCGUCCUAUUCUUUAAUGUACAAGCUUGGAAUCCGAGGACUAAAAAAUUCAGAAAAGUCAAAUUUCAGGUUCCUGCAAGACCAUUCCCAGCCGACAGCUAUUCCCAGCCGGAUUCAACAUACUGAGAAGACGUGGACGGAGAAGCUAAACAAGACUUCCAAACUGAGGGAUGGAACACAGCUUCCAAAAACGACAGGCAGCUCUUCAGAAGGCCGGUUGGAGCCCAUCCAUAGCCAACUGCAGGGGCACAAUACUUCCUUGGGACAUCUCAGGGUAGAAAAUGCUGGCAUUGAGGACCUAAACCAUCAAGAGGAGCCUGUUAAGGCGUUGAGGGGUGAUGAGCUCCAAGAAGUACUUCAAGAAGUCAAUUCUGUUACCAGUUCAAAAGUAAACAUCAGGGAUCGCUUGAGAAACAGAAGUUGGGAAAGCGGCAAUGUUUUGAUUCAGCACAAGGGUCCAGCUAUGGCAUCGAGCAGCAUGGAAACCAGUGCUGGAGGUGACACGAGCCCCCGUCGCACUAAUCGUGGGCACUAUCAGGUUAAGAGAAGAGACAUAGUUGGCUAUUACCAAGACAAUCAGGAAGCUCCAGAUAUGGAAUUGCAUAAGGGAUGGGAAGAAGAUGGGUGGAAAUACAACAAAAAUGCUGUGGAGAUGUUUGCGAGAAGUAAAAUGAUGGAACAGAUUGUGAUGGAGGAGGAGGAGGAAGAGGAGGAGGAGGAGGAAGAAGAAGAUGGGGAUGAGACAAAAAUAUGGGGUGGGAUUAACUACCGUGACAGGAGACAAACGGCCCAGUUUAACAUGCCAGAAGAUCUCCGCACCGGUGACCACAAGGAGAGCAGAUAUGGUGACGCUCCAAGGCACACCAAUCAGCCCCUCCACCUAAGCACAAGACAGGACAAGGAUGAUGAACCACCAGAAGAGAAUAGUAAAAGCACUCCAGCAGAACUCCUUAAAGGAGAGCAGCUGAAUAAUUCGAGAAGGCUGAAUGAAAAUGACCCAGAUGCUGAAUGGCUGAGAGAGGGUGAUGAAGGCGGUUUCCAAAACAGUUACCAGAAUUCUAGCUACCACGAGGAAGCCGUGACAAGCGAAAGCCCACAAGAAGCUACUUAUUUGGCGGCCACUGAAACUGGGGGCCAAAUUCACAUGCCGGAUGAGUCGAAAAACGAUUUUCAGGCGGGCAGCGAGGAACAUGACGACUCCUAUAGACCUCAGCAGGAAGAGAUGUACCAAGAGGGUGAAAGGAUCCAAAGUAAUGGACAAGGAAGUAUAAACCAGGAGGAACAACAAGACGAGAGUCAAAGAGGUGGAAAUGUUGCUCCGAGUGGGACUAUGGACCCAAAAAUAGAUAUUCCCCUGGAGCCUGAUUAUAAUAAUGAUGGUGAGCUGGAUAGUUCUGAUGCCAAAGAGCAGAACGGGUCAGCAAGCCUUAAGCACGACAUUGUGAAGAUGGCUGAAUUAGAAAACAGUAUAAAAACGACAGGCAAGCCCCACCGUGAUGGGAAAUCAUAUGAAGGAAGUACGAAAGCCCCUGUUCCAGAUCCUUGUAGAGAUUUCUAUUGUAAGACUGGGAAGGUCUGCCAGGCAGACGAAGAGGGGAAACUCAGUUGCGUUUGCCAAGAUCCGGAGACUUGUCCUUCCACAAAAAGUUAUGUUUGCGGGACGGAUAAUAAGACAUAUGAGGACACGUGUCAGCUGUUCGGCACAAAGUGUAAUCUUGAAGGGACCAAAGUGGGACACCAGCUGCACCUGGAUUAUAUGGGAUCCUGCAAAUACAUUCCUCCUUGUACUGAUUAUGAAGUGGAACGGUUCCCUGUCCGGAUGAGAGACUGGCUAAAGAAUGUCCUCAUGCAGUUCUACAAACAGGAUCUAGACAAAGGUGGAUUUCUCACAGACAAGCAGAGGAACAAAGUGAAAAAAAUUUACUUAGAUGAAAAGCGGCUGCCGGCCGGCGAUCAUACCACUGAAAUUCUGCUGCGAGAUUUUAAGAAAAACUACCGCACAUACACAUACCCUGUUCACUGGCACUUCAACCGGCUGGAUCAGCAUCCCACUGACAGAAAGCUAACACACUCCGAGCUUGCUCCUUUGCGCGCUUCUCUUGUUCCCAUGGAGCACUGCGUAACUCGCUUCUUCCAAGGGUGUGACAACGACAAAGACAAGCAUAUCUCUUUGCAGGAAUGGUGCCGUUGCUUUGGAAUUAAAGAAGAAGACAUCGAUGAAAAUCUUCUGUUCUGAACGAGCUGAAGCACAGAGCAACACCCUGCCGCAGCAUUCAUGAAGGCACCGUCUGAUCAGGAUAGCAGUAGUUCAAACGUUAUUUUAGUUCAUGGAGGAACAGCACCAUCUUAAACAGAGUUUAAUGGAUUUAGAAGGGAGUAACUCUGUUUAGGAUAGUACUGCAAAUAUAUUAAAUGCAGGGGAUGGGGAAUAACAGUAGUAAAAUCAGAACAUUUCUGAAGUGUUAUCUAUAAAAAGAAAGUUGCUAUUCUGUUUUUUUUUCUUUAUGUUUGUCCAGGAAUCUAUUUGACAGAAUCUUGGCAUCUUCCAAAUCUAAAGCUUUCUUCACAAUGCAUGCACAUUGUAUGUGUUACUUGCUAACUGUGCGCUUAGUAUCUCACUGUUAAGUGUACCGGCUGCUUCCCUUGAAUGAGUAUAGUGGUGUUAAGAAAUGGCAUGGAAUGUUGCUUUGUGGUAUUUGAUCUCCAAUGAAUCAUUUGUGCAGACAAGUUAUUGAGCAGCAACCGUCCCUGGAUGAAUUUGUCCCAAGAAGAACCAUUUUCAUCAAACCAUUCUGGG